Messenger RNA from Magallana angulata, 2768 nucleotides. RefSeq lists its product as uncharacterized. The record is from RefSeq and is a predicted model, not a curated record. The transcript is spliced from 10 exons. Bases 129 to 2765 code for a protein of 878 amino acids. Gene Ontology annotation, biological process: photoreceptor cell maintenance; chaperone-mediated protein complex assembly. Lineage: Eukaryota; Metazoa; Mollusca; Bivalvia; Ostreida; Ostreidae.
UUACAGUUGGACAACUCGACGACAAAAAAGCAUUUAUACCGGAAAAAAUAUAGUGAUUUUACCCGAGAAUUAAGAUAGGGUCAAGGGUCAAAAACCGAGGUAAACAAAUACCGAAUUUGCACGGUAAAAUGAGAAGGUUAACCUGCAUAAUCUCAGAAGACGAGCAUCUGUUUCUGACAGAUUCCAGACUGAUCCUACAGAAUUUAACAAUACAGGACCCCAUUUUGAACUAUGUGAUAUCAGUGUGUUCAGCUUUCCACAAAGAGCAUGGCUUUGGACUGAAGGCUUUGCUUUACCUCAUCACUGAGAUUUACAAACUUUCCAGUUCACUUCAUCAACAGGGUAUUCCUGCUUGCAAGAUUCAGAGUCAUCUCACAGCAAGUUUUGAAAUUUGCAAAGAUGCUUCGAAGGAAAUUGAAGUCCAGAUACAGAGUUGUCAUAGAGAUAAAAAUACAGAAAAACACCCUGCAAACAAGGGAAGGACAGACUGUAAACCAUUAUAUGGGUUUUUGGAUUCCCUUCAUGAUCAGAAUAGUGAUGAUAUACGAUGGAAAAGGCAAUUAAGAAAAAAUGAAGUAGAUGUAUGCAAAAUUCCUGUAGUUGAACUAAAGAUGUCCAACAUGCAAACUGAUGAGGAUUUGGAUGAUCUGGACUGGUUCUUUACUGAGGAUGAGCCCUUAGGAACCAGCCAAAAUGGUCUUCCAGGAGACCUGGCAAAGGAACAUUGUAAAUCAAAGAAUUAUUUUGAUGUUGAAGUGAAUGAGGUUAUUCAACAAGGUGUUCAGAUCACUUCAUUAAAAUCCAGAGAGGACAGUGAAUGUAGUGAUGAUGAGUUUGAGGACUGUUUUGUUGAUAUUCCAAAAGUGACAAAAUCAAGUACAUUUCAUAGUGAAUCAUUUAUAACCAGAACACAGUUGUCCCAUGAUAAGGGGCCCACAGGAUCAGGACAGGCCUUGAUUUCCAGUGCUUUGAAAACUGAGAGUAAGGCAAGAGCCCCUGAAACUUUUCAGCUUAUACAGGGCUCAAAUGAUGAUGAAUUUGACCAGUGUUUCGAGGAAAAGGAAUAUUUGUCAGAACAAGAGAAUAGUCAGCAAACCGAAAUGCCAAAUGUUAGUCAUUUUGUAGAGAAAUGUGAAGUUAAUCUGGACCAGCUUUUGAAAAACAUGUGCAGUAUCAAAAGUAGUUUCACUAAAGUAAAAAACAGUAGUAGACAUUUCAAAACUAUAGAAUCAACUUUAGGAGAACUUACAUGUGAUAUUAAAUCAAAUAGACAAUGUAAAGAGGCAGCAUUAGAAAAACCUUUUAUUCCCAAAACAAUAGAAAAGACUUCUGACCAUUCUACAUUCAGAGAUGUGAACAAAUUGCUUUCUAAAUUAAAGGUAAAAUCAAGUUCAUCAAAAGUUUUAAAUAGAAGUCGACACUACAAGACAUUUGAUAGCACUUUGGAGGAGUUAAAUAGAUCCGAGAAGUCUGAAGAAUCUCCCCCAAUCCUAAAGAAGAAAAAUGCUAUAUUGGUUAGAGAAAGAGAACAGGUGGAUUGCAAUUCUUUUGAUGGAAUCCAGGAGAUUACAGGGAACCAGUCCAUGGAUUGUGGUUCUGGGUACCAGUCCAUUGCUAGGGGACUGAGUCAUGGUUGUGAGGAAGUAAUGGAUGUUGUUCUUCAAGUGGCAAACAGACAGUCUCAGCACCAAGACACUCUAAAGUUGAAUGAGUCCAGUGUACACAUUGUGACGUCCUGUAGGCAGUUGCUGUCCGACAAUCCUGCUAUUGUAGAGGGCACUGUAAUCCCAGUCCCAAGUGACAUCAUCAUGACCCUCCUCUCCAAAGGGGAGCAACUCCUCAGAACUGUGGUAAUUAACGGGGACCUCACCCCAACUUACCGCCACAAGGGCUACAGACCCACCCUGGGGAAGGUGAGCACCUCCCUCACCCCACAGGAAUACAGGGGCUCCAGUAAGGAGCCGUGGUGCCAAGAGGUCAUUCAGAUUCUACAACAGCACCAGGUUGAUGUUGUCCUUACCACAGGGGAAGUGUCCCAAGAGCUUAAGGGACAGGUGCCCCAUGUCCUCAUGGUUCCCAAUGUCCCAUACUCCGCACUUCAAUCAAUCUGUGUCGCUUCAGAAAUAACCAUGGCAACCUACAUAACAGAUAUCAGUCUGUUCCACAUAUGCCCUGGCCUGAGCUUGAAGCCCCUGUCACAGGACUGGAGCCUCGGGGGUACAGACAGACAUUACAUCAGUGUCCUCCUCCCACAUAGCUCUACACAGACAGUAGUGUACAGUCACCCAGCCCAGAUCGGCAGGGACAGCUUUGAGCAAGAGUUCUGGCGGUGUGCCUUCUCCUUGUCCAGGGCCCUAGACAGGGGCAGUGUGUUACCUGGGGGAGGGGAAACAGAGGAGCACUGUGCAGGAGAUCUCCUGAAGAAAGCAGAGUUGAUGGAAGACGAAACGACAAAGAGUGAGGUAAUGAGGGGCGUCGCCCAGAUUCUGCAUGCCUACCAGAGUCAUGUUUGUUGUGGUCUUUCAGUGACCCAGCUAGUAAGCAGCCUCUCACUAGCCCUGGAUCAAAGACAUUCCAGGACACAGCAGUCCCUCUCCCAAACUUCUCAUAGUUAUAAACACGGACAUGAAAAGGAGGUACAAUGUUAUGAUGAAGUGUCAACCAAACAGGCUGCCUGGGUUUUUGCUAUGAAUACGGCCUUGACAUUAAUGCAGAUUGACAUAUCUAUAGUGACUGGAAUCAAAGACUCUCUCAAUAAAAUUUGAAAA